CUCUCCUCUUCACAACACCACACUCCUCUCCUCCUUACCUCACAACAAUGCCGCCUCGCCCUCCCUCUCACGCCCUCUCACACAACCCCCCAUAACCACGACCAUACCCAAACCCAUACCCAAACCCACAACCAUGCCCAAACUCCCCCUCCUCAACCCCCUCUCCCUCCUCCCCCCGCUCAUCCUCCUCGCCUUCUCCAUCCCCCUCGCCCUCCUCGCAACCUGGACGACCUCGCUCGCAAUCUGCACCCUACUCCUCCGCGUAUCCGUCGUCUACGUCGAGCUCGCCCUCGCCCUGCUGCACAGCUACAUUACACGCCUCAUCCCAUCGCCGUCGCCGUCGCCGUCUUCACAGACAGAGAUAUACGCAUAUCCACCCGUCCUCGCGACGGUACCUUCAGCACAGCACUCGCGUCGCCGUCGUCGUCGGAGCAGCAAUAGCAAUAGCAGCACAUCUUCACUCACACCUAUACCAACACAAACACCUCCAUCUCCAUCUCCAUCCACAGCGACAGCCACCACCACACAGCAACACAAAAGAACCCACCGCGCCGUCAAAUCAGACUCCAUCGUCGUCGCCGCGGCGCCCGAUCGAGACUUUGAAGGCAUGGGCGGCUGGCGCAUUCCGCCGCCGACAAGUCGCAAGAACAACAGCACUACUGCCGGUGCUGGUGGUGGUGCUAGUAGUGGUGCAGUAGCAGGAAACGCCGACGACGAUGACGAGGCGCUGUGGAUGGGUAUGAAUGCCCGGCUCGAGCUGCCUGCCCAUGCCACGCACGAGACGCAGCGGCGACGGCAUCACAGACGGUCGCUGACGGCGAGUGGGGGUACGGUAGCGGGGGACUGGAGUCCCACGCGGACGCGGACGCGCACGAGUCCGAGUGCGAGUCGGGUGUGGACGAGGGCGCCGACGCCGGCGGCGGAUGUCGGUGUUGGCGCAGAGGGGUACUUCACAAUCACGCCUAUUGGGAGGAAGAGCGGCGUGUGAAUGAGUCUUGUGGGAAAAGCUUUGCUUUGCGAAUGGGAGAGGAAGCUGGCGAGAGUAGGAGGACAGGAUGAGUGUGAGUGCGGGUAUCA
Molecule: messenger RNA, 1077 nt
Organism: Pseudovirgaria hyperparasitica
Lineage: Eukaryota; Fungi; Ascomycota; Dothideomycetes; Acrospermales; Acrospermaceae
Exons: 1
Coding region: 134-988 (284 amino acids)
Source: RefSeq, a predicted model, not a curated record